Thyridium curvatum is the source of this 3468-nucleotide messenger RNA. RefSeq lists its product as uncharacterized. The record is from RefSeq and is a predicted model, not a curated record. The transcript has 2 exons. Lineage: Eukaryota; Fungi; Ascomycota; Sordariomycetes; Thyridiales; Thyridiaceae. Bases 1 to 3468 code for a protein of 1155 amino acids.
AUGUUUAGUCGAUCAUUCCACAAGUCGCACGGUUACGCGAAAGAACAGCGGGCCUCAAAGAGCCAGGCAUCGCAACUCCAAGACCUCGGACUGCUGAGUCCUCUUGAGCCUAGGUUCGGUGCAGGGAGAAGGGAUUACGACCGGCCUAUACACAGCAGCAGUGGUGUAUCCUACUCUGGUUUGACUCAGUACCCGGAGAAGAACACCUCAAUCUCUGGCGGCAACAUCCGCCCUCCUUCUCAUCGCUCCUCUGCUUCUGUGAGCUCGAUCAAGUCGAGAGAUAGUGUUGGCCGAUCAGCAUCCGUCAUGACUUCAGACCGCAGCCGCUCCCGGAGGGAGCGCACCUUUGUUGGCAGUGAGUGUGCCGUCUGUGAAGAGCCUCUCGAGCAUACCCUUCGCGGCGAGAGGAUAUUGCAGUUCUCCUGCACCCACGUCUCCCACGAAGCAUGCUUCUACGAGUUUAUCAAGGAGUUUGACCCGCAGUACUGCCCUACAUGUAACGCGCCCUUGCACCUGGACACUAGCCGAGGCGGCAACGUCUUGGAUAUCGAGAAAAUCAGCAACAUGGUCCGGUCUGUCUCACUCAACGAUGCCCGGUCACAGACCACACCAACUCCCACGCAACAGCCCUGGGAUGAGCAGACAGUGCGUCCACCGAGCCGUGGCUCGAAUGCAAGGCAUGCACACAGUCACCACGGCCAUGCACCAAGCACCAACUCCCACCUGGGUCGCGAGAGUACCACCCGCGGCAGCCUGAGAGACAGCCGUGAGCCCCCGCCCUCGGAGAGGUAUACGGCCGCGUCCCGGCACAACCGAAGCGACAGCGAGGCUACGGGUGUCGCGUCGUCUGGUGGUUACCCCGAGACGACUCAGAGUGGCCCGCGUCGGGCGCACGAUUAUGAUGUCCAGGCCAUGGAGACGAGUCUGGCCAGCCCGCGCGCCAUCACCAGGAACCCUAUCCCAGCGCCGACCGUCACUGUUCGAUCGGAAUUCCCAACCAUCACUCGGUCGCGGCAGCAGCAGACUUUGACUUGCCUUGUCACCAUCGAGGUUCCCGACAGCAAAUGGCGCCCCGACCCAGAAGACCUGCAACCGAAUGUGCCGCCGGCCCAACCCCCGCCGCCAAGGCAGGAAGAGUCAUACGCGAGGAUGCCAUCACCCACGCGCAGUGCUCGUCGCUUCUAUCCCUACGAAUCGGCCGAGGUACUUGAAGAGAUUACGGAAAACCUGCGGAGCCGAGUGGAGAACUGGCACGGUCUUGAUUUCAGCCGCUUUGGAAAGCUCCGUCUGUACGGCACGUUACGGGUCGGAAAGGACAAGGUUUCCUGGCAGGAGCUGGAAUGCUUCCUCUUCGCUGAGAUGCUUAUCUGCGUCAAGGAGAAGAAGAAUGCCGCCGCGCAACAGUGGGACGAGAAUGGCGCCCCCAGGAAAUCCACACGUUGCACUCUAAAGGGCUCGAUCCUCAUCAAGAAGCAUCUGAACGAGGUCAUUGAGACUGGCAGCAUAGAUGAGAACGUCCUCACUCUAAGCCUGUCGGUCGCUGAGCUGCCGCAGUUCCACCUACGGUUCGAGAACCGCAAUCAACUGAAGCUGUGGCAGCAAGCCCUGCUCGACUUGAACGCAGUAGAGACAUCGCCAGUGCGUAGCCCAGACUACGACCGUGGAGAGUUUUCGGAGCCGGACGAGGACGACUGGCAGCGACGCACCGACCAGGUCCAGCGAGUAUCAUCUGUCAAUUCUUCUUCUUGGGGCGGUCCCAAGUCCGUGACAACGGCACCGACAGAGUAUACCAACUUCGCCAAAAGCCCUCUUCUCCCUUCGGUCCACGUACCCAUCGAUGUGGUUGUCGUCGUCCCGAUCUCCUCAUCCAUGCAAGGCGUCAAGAUCAAUCUGGUCAGGGAUGCGUUGCGUUUCAUGGUCCACACGCUUGGUGAGCGGGAUCGCAUGGGCCUCGUCACCUUUGGGUCGGGAGGAGGUGGUGUCCCCAUCGUGGGCAUGACCACGAAAGCCUGGCCUGGCUGGAGCAACGUGCUUGGUUCAAUCAAGCCCGUCGGCCAGAAGAGCCACCGUGCCGAUGUUGUUGAGGGCGCCAACGUGGCUAUGGACCUCUUGAUGCAGCGCAAGUACAACAACCCCAUCGCCACGAUCAUGCUCAUCAGCGACGCAUCAACCUCGGAUGCCGACAGCGUCGACUUUGUCGUCUCUCGCGCCGAGGCCGCCAAGAUCACUAUCCACUCCUUUGGCUUGGGCAUGACGCACAAGCCAGACACGAUGAUCGAGCUGUCAUCCCGGACCAAGGCGUCUUAUACCUACGUCAAGGACUGGAUGAUGCUCAGAGAAUGCCUCGCCGGUUGCUUGGGAUCCAUGCAGUCCCUAUCCCACCAGAACGUCAAGCUGAAGCUGAAGCUACCCGAAGGAUCCCCGGCGAAGUUCCACAAGAUCAGCGGUGCGCUGCAAAUCACUAAGCGAGCUACCGGACGCGACGCCGAGGCAUCGCUAGGUGACUUGCGCUUCGGUGACAAGCGGGACAUCCUUGUUCAGCUGGUGAUCGUGCCUGACAACGCCUCCCAAGAGCAGCUGCCACAGGAUGCGUGGGAGACCAUUGUCUCGGGCCUGGAGGCUUUGGGAGGCCCGAUGGAUCAGGAUGAGCAGAGGACUGUCUCCGUGGAGGAGGUCCCACUCAUCCAAGCAGAUCUGACCUGGGGCGAUAUCCUACGUGAUGGUACAGUCAUCCACAUGCCGCGACCGUCGCUUCUCGCCAUUACUAUGCUACCUGCGGCUUCCAGCCAGAAGUCCCGGUCAUGGCAGAACACUCCUCCUAUCCCGCCACACCCCAGUAUCGUGCAGAGGCGGAUGGAACUGCUCACUUCGGACAUGCUCACUCGAGCUCUCACGCUCGUCAGCCGGGGCCAGCACGACCGUGCCCAUACUCUCUUGAACGAGACCCGAUCUAUUCUGAAAGGCCUAGGCAAGGGUGGCCUGCCGCCGGUUCCUCCCCUGCCUGGCAGCAAGUCUAACCCGUCGACACCUCAUCCUGGCAACGACGGAUCGCCUACGAGUGCCACUCCGGACCGCAAGCGGACCCCUUCACCCACCGCAUCAGCCACAUCAUCGGCCGUCAACGGAUUCGGCUCGCAGACCAUGUCCCGCAGCCGCUCCAAUGACGGACUCGCCCUCGGCGCCAUGGGAACCGCCGCGGGUAUCGACCACAAGACCGUCGCCUCCUUGGAUCACGAGCUCGAGUCCAGCCUGGAGUGGAUCAACCACCCUGCCGUGUUCGGCCGUGACAGCCGCAAGGCCGUCCUGCAGGCUAUCGGCGUGAUCAGCUCCCAGCGUGCCUUCACAUUCCGCACACCUAUCGAGGGUCUGUGGGCCAGUCGUGUCAGCGGAGUCCGGAGACUGACUGAGAAGAGCCGCGAGUGGCGCGAGGAGGGCGGCGGCGAGGGAGGUAUCAUGGAGGAGGCCUAA